GUCAGCACUGUACUUGGUUCGGAAUCGAUGCUGCGAUUACGAAUAUGUGUUCUUCGUCCCCGGCGUGUGCCGAACAACAGUCCGCACCGCCGCGGAAAGUCUUUGCGUGGCCAAAAGCCACUUCCCCUUGGCAACGCUUGCACAUUGAUUUUGCUGGUCCAUUCUGGAAUGCUCGAUGGUUGGUUCUGGUCGACGCCUUCAGUAAUUUUCCUUUUGUUGUCCGGAUGUCUUCCACGACGUCCUCCGCCACCAUCCAAGCGUUGUCUGCUAUCUUUUGCAUUGAAGGUCUUCCGCAGACUAUUGUUUCCGACAAUGGCCCACAAUUCAUGUCCGCAGAAUUUCAGUCAUUCUGCCAGGCCAAUGGUAUUCAACAUCUGACAUCCGCGCCGUUUUCGCCUCAGUCCAACGGUGCCGCUGAACAUUUGGUCCGGACUUUCAAGUCACAGAUGUUGCAAUUGAAAGAGUCGCAUUCUCGGGAGGACGCAUUGUUGCUCUUUUUGUCUUCGUAUCGCUCUCAGCCCCGAGAUGGUCGCUCGCCGGCUGAGUUGCUCCACGGUCGUCCUCAUCGCACCUUGAUGUCUUUGCUGCAUCCGCCGCAUCAGGUUCCUGCGCAGCGGCAGACUCCUGCUUUUGCUCCAGGCGACGUUGUAUUUUAUCGCAACUAUCGCGGUUCACGGCGUUGGCUCGCAGGGCGCAUUCUUCGCUGCCUCGGCCGCGCGAUGUAUUUGGUUUUGGGGGCCUCUGGUGAGGUGCGUCGGCAUCUCAAUCAGCUGCGCCUCUGUCGUCGCUCGGGUUCUGCCGCUCCCCGUCUGCUUUCAGCGACGGUGCCGUCCGGUCAGCGCCCUGGGGACCCAUCUACUGGCUCGCCUCAUCCCCAGGUGUUACCGACGAUGCCUUCCAUUUUGCCCGAUGGCGACGCGCCGCCGCCGCCGCCGCAGCAGCAGCAGCAGCCGCCGCCGCCGCCGCUUGUUCUCCCGCCGGCGCCGACCGCAUUCGACGCUUCGUUGCCGCCGCCAGGCGCCUCCCAGGGUCACGCGCCGCCGAUCGCUUCCCGUGACCAGCUGUCCGCCAUGGAACGCCCGCCCGCUCCGGACCACAUGACGUCUUCGCGCGUCGGCUACCCCGACGCCAUGGACGUCGACCCUUCGGUCCCUCCUGUCUCUUUACGGGCGCAUACACCGCAUGUUGACGUGCACCCUGGACUAGUUUUGCAGGCGUUUCCUAGCUCCCCUCGGACCGGAUGGCCGGGUGCGGGUGGCACAGCCUCGCCUGUUGUUAGGCUCCCCACCUCAUCGCAUACGUCAACAUGUGGUCCUCCCCACGGCGGGCGGAAGCCUUAUCUCACGACCGUUCGCCGAUUUGCGGGGGAGGAAUGUGGUGUCACCGCCAGACACCACACUUGCUAGGUGGUAGUUUAAAUCGGCCGCGGUCCAUGUAGUACAUGUCGGACCCGCGUGUCGCCACUGUGAUCGCAGACCUAGCGCCACCACCAAGGCAGGUCUCGUGAUACGAGAGUGGACUCGACCCCAUUGUACGAGAACCAAGCUACCGCCCAGUUGUACGCGAACCUAGCUAUCGCCCCAGUUGUACGAGAACCAAGCUACCGCCCAGUUGUACGCGAACCUAGCUAUCGCCCAGUUGUACGAAGCCUUUCUCUCUCAUUAGCCGAGAGACAGAAUAGCCAUCAGAUAAGUUAAUGGCUACGAACUAGCAAGGAGCCAUUUGAAUCAGUGCCUAUAGCUUACAAGUAUUCAAGAGAGAUGUAUUCCAAGGAAGCAAUAAAAGUUAAGUAAAAAGCA
Messenger RNA from Schistocerca serialis cubense, 1799 nucleotides. RefSeq lists its product as uncharacterized. Bases 45 to 1406 code for a protein of 453 amino acids. The transcript is spliced from 2 exons. Gene Ontology annotation, molecular function: nucleic acid binding. The record is from RefSeq and is a predicted model, not a curated record. NCBI's taxonomy places the organism in Eukaryota, Metazoa, Arthropoda, Insecta, Orthoptera, Acrididae. Gene Ontology annotation, biological process: DNA integration.